This is a messenger RNA of Lolium rigidum, 1435 nucleotides long. RefSeq lists its product as uncharacterized. Gene Ontology annotation, biological process: maturation of LSU-rRNA from tricistronic rRNA transcript (SSU-rRNA, 5.8S rRNA, LSU-rRNA); maturation of 5.8S rRNA from tricistronic rRNA transcript (SSU-rRNA, 5.8S rRNA, LSU-rRNA). The transcript is spliced from 4 exons. The coding region runs from base 144 to 1034 and encodes 296 amino acids. Lineage: Eukaryota; Viridiplantae; Streptophyta; Magnoliopsida; Poales; Poaceae. The record is from RefSeq and is a predicted model, not a curated record. Gene Ontology annotation, cellular component: nucleolus.
UCAAUACUUUGAUAUUAUCAAGAUUCGUUACAGAAUGGCUUCAAGAAACAGCACUUGAGCAACUCUCGGAAAUAUCUAAAUACCUGUAUCUGCUAGUUGAAGAGGGCAAACUUUUUAAAGGGAAUAUUCCUAUUUUAACUUCAAUGCUAAAUGUGAUUGCAUCAACAAUGAGGUUGUCUAUGAAAAGGAAGAUAUACCAACCACAUUUUACCCUGUCCCUCCACGGCAUAUUUAAGUUGUGCCAAGCUAUUGAUGGCCAUUCAAGAAGCACCGAACUUAAGCUUACGAUGGAACUUGGUACUGAUGUCGUUCUUAUGAAUGGCCCUCUCCCAAUUUUGUCUGAGAAGGAUAAGUCAAGAACCGUGAUGGUUGUUUCAUGGGUAACUUCUAACAUCUUCUGGUUCAGUAACAAGAAAUCUGUAUUGGAAAUGCCAUGGGAAGAGCCGAUAAAAAACGAGUGCCUACUUUCAAAGAUAUUGCGUUGGUUAGUAGCUUCCGUAAUACUUGGUAGAAUCUCCUGCAUCUCUCCUGAGAAGAGCAAUUGUCCUGGAACUCUUCAGACUUUCUUGAACCGCACAUAUGAAAGGGUUGAAAUGGUGGACAGUCACGUUGCAAAUGAGAGACUAGCUGUCAUUAUACUUUACCUUCAAGACCGUGUCAAAAGAAACAGUGACACUUUGCCAUCGGUUGUGACGGCUCUUUGCUUGUUGCUCCUUGACAGAUGCAGUAAACAAGAUUUGGUUGACAGUCGUGGACAAAUUGAAAGGCUUUGCUCGAAGAUACAUUGUCCUGCUGAAUCUAAUCCUGCAUGGAGAUGGCACUAUUAUCAACCUUGGAGGGAUCCUGCUCUGCAGCACACUGCAAUAGAGCGCAUGGAAGUAGAGCAGGCCUGCCGAAGCCUCUUGAUUAUAUUUUCUAAUACCUUCAGCACAGGGUUGCCACCAGGUGUUCCAAUUCUGUCACUUGGUGACGUUGAGAGGUCUGGCCUGUUCCAGUGGGAAAGAGACUUCAUGGUUAAGCAACCUUACAGUUAGUCUGUUGAAGCUAGAACUGAUCUGUACUUGACCAGGAGGACGGGGCAAUCAACUGACCAGCCUACUCGAAAGAGUUUUUGUUAGGAAGGUUUUGGAGUGGUUAGCUGUUUGCAUGAGAGAACUAAAGAAACAAUUGUGGUAAUAUAUCAAUUCCAGGCCUCUUCUGUUGAACCACAGAGAUGGCAUCCCGUAACGAGUGCUUUCAGACGAUGUGGUAUAAACGCAAAUGACUAAUGGCUGGAAAGAUUAGCAACUCACGUGGGCGGGUAUAAGAAUCUGCAGAUAAUCCAUUAUUAACGUGUAUAAUGCCUCAUCGUUCAUAUUUUCAAGAGCGAUGGUUGAUACUCGAUUGAGUCAUAUAUGUUGAUAAUGCCUCACUUUUCUGGGCGAUCUGCACGCAA